AUGGAAGAACCCUUCAGCUUCUCCUCGGAGUCACUCGCCAAGCCUGAUGAUUUUACACCUCUCCGGCCACGCGUAGCCGCACGCCUUUUAAGCCAUUUCGAGCUCUUCCCGGAACGCGCGGUACCAGUGCUUGAACCUGUCGCCCAAGCUCUUAAGGAGCUCCUUGUUGGUGAACACUCGAGCGUCGAGCUUCGCAUCCUUCGCCAAUGGUACACGAGUCAAUCCGCUGACGAGCGCUCCUCCAGUCGGCGCGAAUACGUUUGGCUUCUGCAGAGUCUUUCGAGCGGCUGCGCGGUUCAUCUCAUCGCGUGCCACUGCUUCUCGUUCAACCACUUCGCGUGCUGCAGUCUCGCGUGCUGCGGCUUAGUGCGUCGAUAUCGCACAACCUCGUUCUUCCACCUCACGCACGCGAAGCUCGACGUCUGCAGCGUUGUGCUGCGCAUGCUGCCACGCGCGACCCGCAAAAAGAUAGAGCGUUUUAAUGCGAGGCUAGUUGCCUGCAGAAACGAGCAGGUCUCCGUUGUAGCUCAUGGCUUGACGUUUGCCGCAGAGCUGAAGUUAAGUACGGUGAAGAUCAUACUGGUACUUUCCCUACGUUGGGGGGGCGGGGUACCAGCGAGACAUCGUGACAUACCUAAUGCCUACGUGAAAGCAAACUAA
Messenger RNA from Peronospora matthiolae, 660 nucleotides. The record is from the annotation of a GenBank genome assembly. NCBI's taxonomy places the organism in Eukaryota, Oomycota, Peronosporomycetes, Peronosporales, Peronosporaceae.